This is a messenger RNA of Pomacea canaliculata, 2140 nucleotides long. RefSeq lists its product as uncharacterized. The record is from RefSeq and is a predicted model, not a curated record. The transcript is spliced from 2 exons. Gene Ontology annotation, molecular function: protein dimerization activity. The coding region runs from base 776 to 2029 and encodes 417 amino acids. Lineage: Eukaryota; Metazoa; Mollusca; Gastropoda; Architaenioglossa; Ampullariidae.
ACCUAAAACAGGAAAGAUCCUGUUGCUUGAUACAAAAACCUUUAAUCUUCUGCGAAUGGAAGCGAGUGGAAUUGUUUUGCGCUAGGUGUUUGGUCCUUUCAGUCUUAGUGGUGUGGUCACCUUACCCCCAUUCCCACCUCUCACGCAUGCCAACCCGGCAGAGAGCGACCACUGCUCUCCCAUCGACACAGAGUCGAGCCUGUCCCAGUCCAGGCACAUACACGUGGUCAGGUGGACGCUUUUUAGGGGUAGAGAACCAUUGCCUAGAGUCUAGACAUUGAAACCGUGCGUUCAACUAGUGUCUCGAUAGUGGUGCACGCGGAAACAUUCAUUAACAGUGUUUCAAGGUGAUUUCACCAUUUCGCAUCGACGCCAUGAGUGGAAGGCCCCGAGAUAGAUUUCGCAAGUAUGAAUCAGGUUCAUCAAAAGCGCAGAAACGCAAGUUAAGAGAAGAAUUUGUUAAAAGUCAAACUGGAGCGUUGGACAAGUACAUGUGCUUUUCAAAGAAGGAAGGCAGUGCGAAAAAUGACAAUGAUUGUAGUGAUGAUGGUGACAAUGAAUCUUUGAGUGAUUUUUCAUCGUCAGCUGCGAACUCCCCAAACUUAGCAGUUAGUGACGACAGAAGCGGCUAUAUUCUGAAAACAUUGAUGCAGGAAAUAAUUCAUACCCACAUAUCCAGAUCUUAAAAGAUAUCUACGAUCCGGGUCAUUGGGAACAUGUAUUUGGCUUAAAUAUCGAUGACUGUCGAGGACAGGGAUACGAUAACGGAGCUAAUAUGAAAGGGAAACAUCAAGGAGUGCAAGCCCAUAUUCUUCGCGAGAAUAGUCGGGCAUUUUUCACACCCUGUGCCUGCCACAAUCUCAAUCUUGUGUUGGGAGAUAUGGCCAAGAGCAGCUCACAAGCAGUGACAUUUUUGGGGGUUCUGCAAAGAAUUUAUGUGAUAUUUGCCGCUUCACCAGGAAGAUGGAAGAUUUUGGAAGAUGCUGUUCCUUAUAACACAGCAAAAUCACUGUCGGACACAAGAUGGGAAUGCCGUUUACAGAGUGUAAAAGCAUUGCGGUAUCAAAUGAGCGAAAUAAGGGAGGCCCUUUUCACUGUAGCGGACGAGUCCAGGGACCCUAUGGUAAAAACCGAAGCCGAAUCUCUUGCAAAUUUUGAGGUGGGAAAUUUUGAGUUCAUCCUUGCCACGAUCAUAUGGUAUGACAUUUUGUUUGCUGUUAAUACUGUGAGCAAAUCGCUACAAUCUGCCGACAUGCAAUUGGAUGUAGCAAUACAGCAAAUUAAAGGACUCGUGACAUACUUAACAAAGUAUCGGGACACUGGUUUUCAUUCUGCUAUGAUUACUGCAAAAGAAAUUGCAAGCGAAAUGGAUGUGGAACAAGUAUUUAAGCAGAAAAGAAACCGACGAAAAAAGAGACAAUUUGACUACGAGAGUACGGAUGAAAGAACUUCUUCAGGUGAACAUGUGUUUAGAACGGAAUAUUUCUUGUGCAUAAUGGAGCAAGCAAUAAUGGCCAUGAAUAUACAGUUUGAGCAACUAAAACAAUAUGAGACACUCUUCGGAUUUCUGUACAACAUAAACACCAUGCGACAAUUGAAUGAUGAAGACUUGUUAAAAUGUUGCAUGGACCUUGACAUAGCGUUGCGCUCGGAGAGUUCACGUGAUUUAGACGGUGCAGAUUUGUGUUCAGAACUCAAGAUUUUUCGGGAAAUUUUGCCCGAAGGUGUAAAGUCAGCCAUGCAGUGCCUUCAGUACCUUUGGAGCAGUCGGGAUUCAUUUCCAAACACGGCAAUAGCGUACAGAAUCUUGCUAACAGUUCCAGUCACAGUCGCAAGCGCCGAAAGAAGCUUCUCCAAAUUGAAGUUGGUCAAAAACUAUUUGAGGUCAACCAUGUCUCAGGACAGGCUUUGCGGCCUGGCGAUUCUCUCAAUAGAAAAAGACAUCGCUUCCAAUUUGGAAUACGAAGACCUCAUUAACGAAUUUUCCACACGGAAGGCAAGAAAAGUGGAUUUUAUAAAUAAACAUUAAGGUAUUGCGAAGCUGAAACCGAUCGCGAGUGGAUGCUAACAGCUGAUGAAAUAUCGCCAGAUAAAUCGUAAUCACAAGUUAUUGGAGGAAAUUCUGACAGCUCCGAAUUCC